AUGAACGAAUCAGAAAAAGAAUUGGUGAAAUUUCUAAGACUGAAUUAUAGUCUUCGUUAUAAGAAUGGAGACUUUAUUCCUUCCCAACCAUGCGUUGGUGGAGGUCAACUGACAAUAGAAAAAUUUACUCAAAUAUUGAUAUAUAAACCAACUCAAGAUAUUUCGUUAAAUUCUGUGUGGGACUCAUUGGCAUUUAAAUUUAAUGAUGAUAAAUUUGAUCAAAUCAAAGACCAAACACCUCUACUUGCAAAAACCGAUAUCAAACUUAUUUUUCCAGUACUUAGAAUUACAUAUUUUGGAGAACCUUUGGCUGGUAUCAAGUUGCCUGCGGAUAAGCAACCUUCAAAUUCUAACGAUGAUGAAGUCAAAGAAAAUUUUCAAGAAUUUCUUUCAGGAAAGAUAUUAGUCGGAGGAUCUUUGGUCAUUAAAAACGGUUCAAUGUACAAUCCUUUAGAACUUGAUCGGUUGAAGGCACAUUUAUCAUGGUCCAUUAAUGAAGCAGAGUAUCUGAAUAAAGUAUACAAAUUUGAAACUGCUUCAGUUAUUGCAUAUGAAAGUAUUGUUUCGGCCGAUAAUAUCUCCCUCGAAUUUAAUAAUCGUUUGAUUCCAGGAGUCAUGAAACAUCACAAAGGAAUUACCUUCGACAAUUGGGUAUUGGAUAACAUAUACUUGAAUUUACCAUUCUGGAUCAAAAAAUAUCAAUUAAAUCAUGGUAUGGUGAUAACUCCUUAUGGACUUGCACCUGGAAAGAAGCCCGUUUUAGAAUUUUUAUCUGCGCCAUCCAUUAAAUCGUGCAAUCAAAGCAAUCAAACAAAAAUAAAAAUUUCACAUUCUAUUAUACAUAAAGAGUUAUUAUAUUCUAAACAUUAUAUUGACUACGCUAGCAAAAUAAUUAAUUUGGAAGAAAUUCCAUUUAUAUCACCUUUUAACACCACGUUCGCAAAUGUCACGCAGUGUAAUAUCUUUCAAGAAGAAGUUAUUAUUACCAUCUUUAACGAAAUCUUCCAGAAAAAUCAAAUAAUCAAACCAUCUCAACAAUUCGUUAAAGAAAUCAAUGAAGCUUUAAAGAACAUAAAUCCAUACAAAUCAUUGACCAAAGUCUUUUCAGAAUAUGGUCAUAUGGUUUGUACGGAGAUUACGAUGGGAGGAAGAUUAUGUACUACAAAUCAGUUUGUAACUCAAAAGGAAUUCUGUCAAAAAUGGACCGUGUCGAAAGAUUGUGUUAAAACUAUGUUGGUGAAUCUACUAGAAAAAUUCAACAUGGAUGUUCCAAACAAACUUAUUGCACAUGACCAUUCGGUUAAUCUAAAUGAAAUAGAAACUUGGUUAAAUGAUAUUUCCAAGAAGCAAAGUUUAUGGUCUUUAGCAAAUCAACCGGUACUAUUUCCAUUAUAUAAAAUUCUUGAUGAUAAAUACAAGAGACAAAUCGAAAAUAUAUUAGAAAAUAAACAAAAGAUUCUAAUGACAGGGGUUACGAAACUUAGUAGUCAUAAAACACGUUACUACAGAGUCAAUUUUGAUAAUCACCUUAUAGGAUCUGUUGUUACGAAUAACAAAAGAUUAGAUUUAAACGUAAAAUUCCAGAUGGCGGAUAUCUAUGGGUUCUCGAUAAUUAUGGAAGAAUAUAAAACUUUGAAUGAAGAAAUCGAAGGGGAUUUAGAAGUUUUUUGGCAACUAAUUGGCGAACCAAAGGCUGUUGGAUACUUCAGCAAUUGUACUAGAGAUACCAAAAUAUUUUGUGAAGAAUUAAAGGUUGAAAUUUCAAGUAGGAAAACUUCCUGUCGAAUUAAUGUAGAAGAGGAGUUAUCGCCAGGAUGUAUCAUCGCAACUUCUGUCCAAUAUCCACCCUCAAAUUAUGAGCCUAUAAUUCAAGUGUUCGUGAAAUCUUGGUCUGGUAAACAGAUUGACUUGGAUAUUAUCAAUCACUCUUUUGAUUCAUUGUUUAUAUUUGUAACUGUACAAUUAUAUGUGAUUAAUCCCAAUCAACAAGAAUCUGUUAUUGCAGAUUUUGGCUGCGAGCAAGUUAAACAAGUUUCAUGGAAGUUUAUGGGGCAUGAACUGAAGCCAGAUAAUACAACAAUUCCUAAAUUUAAUCCGAGAUGUGAUUUAACGCACGAAUUUGAAGAACGAUACCAAAUUGUAAGGAGUUGUAGCUAUGGUAAAAUCGCUAAUGUUUACAAAGCUUAUGAAGUUAAUAAACCAAAAGUUCAUUAUGUGAUAAAGGAAUACAAAUACAAAACAAGAGAUUCAUUUGACAGAGAAUUGCGAAUGUUAGAUGAAUUAAAAAAUACAGAAAAUAUUAUUCAAUUGAUAAAUAAUUAUCCAUCACAAGCAAUUAUGGUACUCGAGUGUGCUCUUUACGAUCUAGAAACAUUUUUAAGCCAUCAAGAUUAUAAUCAAAGACACGAGGAGAAAGAUGACAUAAUAAAGGAUAUAGUAACGGGUCUCUCGGAACUUCAACAAUAUGACAUCGUACAUACUAAGUUAACACCAAAAAGUAUAAUGCACUUUCAAGAAAAGAACGGUUAUACUGAAAGGUGGAAAUUGGCUAAUUUUGACACAGCGUGUUUUGCUGAUACCAAUUUUGCAAUGGACAUGUUCUCUUUUGGACUAACUUUAUACUUUAUUGAUACGGAGAAUGAAGAAGCAAAAAAUGAAAUUAUUUCAGAAGAUAACUUGUCGAUUAGUGAUUAUGUCGCUUGCCAAGUUAUAAGCAAAUUGCUCGUUAAAAGCAUUUCACAUAGAAUGACGUUGAAAGAAUUUAUGCAAUCGACAUACUACACAUGUGACUCAGGUAAGCAAUCAGAGCUUGAUAAGCGUAAUGUCAAAAAUUCAACUCAAUUGGUGAACAUAGGUAAAAGCGUUGAAUAUGACUACUCUCAGGUUGGUUAUGAGACUCGGAAUGAAGAGAUUCGAUAUCAAGAAAAAUUAACCCAGGAAUCAUUUCAAGCUUUCCUUAAAAAGUAUCAUGACGAAGUGAAAAAAAGGUUAAAAAUAAUGAACCAUAGUAAAAGUUCUGCGGAGGACUUAUCCAAAUUAACAGAGAAAAUUCCACAAUGGUUGGCCAAAUUAAUAAAUGAAAAGGUUCCUAAAGUGUUCAUUAUGAUCCCUGAUCGAAAAUAUUGGAAAAAUCCAACGACAUGGUUAAUUACAAGUCCAUUUCGCCUUGUUUUUGUCUGUGAAAAUAAGAAAAAAUGGCACAUUCCGGAACAAGAAGGUUAUAAAGUUCUUAAAGUUCCUCAGUUCAUUAAAAAAUAUGGACCUUGGAUAAAUCUUUGUUUACAAACAUUAGCCUGUGUUAUGACAAUAAAUGACUUUCCAUACGGUGUUGCUAAUGUUCUAAUGUCAGUCUUUAACAUAUCUGACAAUUCCGACUUGAUGAAACAUUUUCAAGAAAUUAUUGAUACUGUGAAUAUUGGUAUAGAAACUAUCGUUGAUGAAAAUCCAGAUUUUAUUCCUUUGAAUAAAAGUGUUGAUAUUCCUCAUCAAAUGAUAAAUAAUUCAGGUCUCCGGGAACUCGAAGUGCAGAUCAUUUUUGGCGGAUUGAAACAAAGUGUUGAUGAAGAAACUCAAGAGAUUUUAUGGCUAUGUGAGAAGCAUAUAAAUGAUAUUAGAUCUAAUGAAAAAACUGAACCAUCAUUCCGAAAUUGUGAUUAUGUGAAAAUUUUAACAGAUCCAUUAGUUCCAUUUUUUGAAUUGGAACAUUUAUAUAAAAUACUUUGCGAAGUAAUAAAUAACGCAGUUGCAUCUGGAGGAAUACUUGUUAUAAAUGAUGAGAUUAAGAAAAUUGCACGAAAAUUAUAUGAACAUAAGAAUAGGUUUAGAUAUUUAUGUUUAAAUUGGUGUGAUAUUACUCAGAAAGCUCAGUUUAUUGGUAUUGUAAAAAAUCAAGUACAUGCAUAUAUUCAUUAUUUAAGUUGCAUUGUCGAUGAUUUUAAUUCAGUUACAAAGGAAAAUUCAUCUUUGUUCAGCGAGAAACUUGAGCUCAUCUUGAUGGCUGGAAAAUCAUUCAAUAAUCAUUUAGGCAAAUUAAUAGUUGCUUUGGAUGAAAAUAUCGCGAUUCAAACUGAACUAGAUAAUUUCAACAAUGAACCAGAACUUAACAUAAAUAUUGAUAAUUCAACCAUAAUUCGUAAUCAAGAUUUAUCUCGAUGGUAUCUUCGAGCAUAUAUCGAAACAUUAGAAUCUUCAUUAACAGAAACCGAAGAAAUAUUUGAUUCAACAAAACGACUUUUAGAUAAUAGUACAAUUGCUAGUGGAAAAUCGUUAAAGUAUCGAUAUCUCGAAAAUUCUUCGUAUGUUGAGAAAGAGAUUUACUUUUAUAACGAAUAUCAAUUAAAUGAUCAUGAUUAUAUCAUUAAAUUUUAUGGGUAUUCAAUUCAAAAUUGUAAACCCAUAUUAUUUUAUGAAUAUGCGAAUUAUGGUGAUCUUUUCACAUAUUUCCAAAUAAAUGAUUUUUCUUUAGGGAAUCUUGCUAAGGAUUUGAAAAGAAAAAUUAAACUAGCAUGGGAGAUAUCGCAAGGUGUUAAAUAUUUACAUAAUAAAGGGAUUUUACAUUUAGAUCUUAGAAGUGCAAAUAUAUUACUGCAGUACGACGAGACAGAAAACUUUCUUAUGCCAAGGAUAUCUAAUUUUCUUUGGAGUAAAAGCUUACGUGCUACUAAAACUUCGACGUAUCCAAAAAGAAAAAUUCCACAUAAUGAAAUGAUUUGGAAACGUUGGCAUGAUCCAGGGAGACUAAGCAUAGAAAACUUUGAACCACUUCCGCCAUCUGACAUAUAUAGUUUAGGAUUGUUAUUUUGGGAAAUUUUUUGGUGUAAAGCAGAAAAUCUGCCAUUUAAAGACAUUCCAAUUAAGGAACUUUCCAACCAUUUACUAAAUCAUAAAGAAAAAUUGCCUGAAAUGCCUGAACAGUUGGAGCUUUUAGUAGACAGAAUGUGGCAAUUCAGACCAGAAGAUCGUCAUGAUAUUACGACCAUUGAAACAGCUUUAAGCGAUUUAUUUAAAGAUAUACAAUUUAUUGAAGAAUCUAUUAAACAAAAAGUUAUUGAAUCUCCUUCGCAUAAUCUUUUUGCUCGCUCUGCAAGUUUACUUAAAACUAAAUGA
Messenger RNA from Funneliformis caledonium, 5106 nucleotides. Lineage: Eukaryota; Fungi; Glomeromycota; Glomeromycetes; Glomerales; Glomeraceae. The record is from the annotation of a GenBank genome assembly.